Populus nigra (black poplar) is the source of this 1507-nucleotide messenger RNA. RefSeq lists its product as uncharacterized. The coding region runs from base 141 to 1262 and encodes 373 amino acids. The transcript is spliced from 5 exons. The record is from RefSeq and is a predicted model, not a curated record. NCBI's taxonomy places the organism in Eukaryota, Viridiplantae, Streptophyta, Magnoliopsida, Malpighiales, Salicaceae.
ACCCUCAAUUUAUACUUCUAAAUUCGAAUCUCUCCCCGGAAAAAAGAAGGAAAAAGAAAACGUUAAAAAUCAAAUCGUCCUCCCCCCACUCUGCAACCCAAACAAAAUUAGCCGUAAAAUUGCAACAGCUCACACUUAAAAUGGCAGCCUCUUCUCCAGUCAUUAGCAAUAACAGCUCCGACAUCGGCCAAACCGCCAUCUCCGCCGCCGCCGCAGCGUCUUUCAGCGUGCCACCGAAGACUCUCCGCGGCCUCAACAAACCUAAGUGUAUUCAGUGCGGCAACGUUGCCCGCUCCAGGUGCCCUUAUCAGUCGUGCAAAAGUUGCUGCUCAAGAGCUCAAAAUCCAUGCCAUAUUCACGUUCUUAAAGCCAAUGCAACAUUUCCGGACAAGACUCCAGCUUCAAGUGCUCCUAUCUUUGAGCAGCAGCCGAAUGAAGCACCUCCUGCAGUGAGUUCUCAUAGAACCGCAUCACUUAGGCAACUUUCUAGCAAUUUUUCCCAAUUCAACAAUUUACAUUCACCACUCCGUUCAAGGAAAUCAUUGACCAGAAAGGAAGCUGCGGCUAUAAAUGAAUGGAGGUUUUCCAAAUUGAAGGAAUUCAAGGAUAGAAAUAUUGAAGUGGAAAAUGAAGCCUUUGAUCGGUACAUGCAUAAUAUUAGCCUACUGGAAGAGGUAUUCUCUUUGAAAUCUUUUCUAGAAGGCUCCACUGAGGAUGGAUCACUCUCUUCAAACCACGACCAUGCAUCUGCAGAGGAUGAUGACACAGAGGAAAAGAUGGUUUCAGAGCAGAAGUUGAAGCUUCGGUCAAAUCCUAGAAGGAGUGAGAAUGUCCGUAAGAGGCUACAACAACUUGUUGAUGGAGGAUUGAAGAAGCUUCAGAAACUCGAGUUGAAUAAUGGCAGUGUUAAUAACCAAAAUGAACUUGAUAAAAGGCCGGAGAAGGCAAAAGGUUUGAGGGCGGAGAGGGCUUCAGCUUUAAGUGAUCUUAUUGACAAGCUAAACAAGGCCCGCAACGAAGAAGAUCUAAAUUCUUGCAUGGAGAUAAAUGCCCAACUUUCUAGUCAGCACACUCGGUCUAGAACAGAAACCAAAGCUGUUGAGGUAUCGAGGGAGCAAAUUGCCAAAAAUGACUUGGCACCACCCCAAAAAGAAUUGGAUUAUUUUUCGCAAAAAUUAUUUAGAACAGUGGAAAUUGACCACCAAGCUCUGACAAGUAUAGAUGCACACUUCUCUUCCCUAGAAAAGAUAGAAGAUUUGUGAUGUGGUUAGGUCUAUUAAUAGAGGAUAGAGAUUAGGUUAGUCUAGAAGAUAGAAGCUAUGCUUGAAUACUGAUCUAGUCUGGUGGCCUGAACUUUUCUCAUCUAGUUUUGCCCAUUCUUGGAUGUCAUUGUUGUGCAAAAUUUGUCGUCGUUGAUAUGGAAAUUAGUAAGAUCCACGUGCCAUGUAUUUUCUUUUGCAUCAGGUCUUCCGUGAAGGUUGAUUGCGUUUCGCUUUUAUGGGUUAAA